Messenger RNA from Paramecium primaurelia, 147 nucleotides. Lineage: Eukaryota; Ciliophora; Oligohymenophorea; Peniculida; Parameciidae. The record is from the annotation of a GenBank genome assembly.
AUGAUGAAAGAUGAUUUAGAUCUAAAGGAUAUAAAAGAUCCUGAAAAAUUAGGCUUAGAUUAAAAAGUGGAUUGGUUAUUGACCAAAUAACAUUUUAAGCUUGAAAUUUUUUACAAAAAAAAAGCAUAUUCUAAAUCUUAUCAUUGA